AUGCUGUUCUCCACAGUCACUGCGGCCCUUCUCUGUGUCGCAACUGCCACUGCAGCUGCUCUACCAUUGCCUGGCAAGCCACAAACAUACACUCCCGCGCGGAACCUCAAGAGCCUCUCCAAACUCUUUCCCCAGAGUACUCUUACUAGCCCAGACACACUCGGCCUAGACCUGAAGUACGUUGUCCUCGGUAUCGGCACACAAAACUACACAUGUAGUACGCCCGACGACAGCGUGACUCCUGGUACCACUGGUGCAUACGCUACCCUAUACGACAUCGGCACGAAGCUCAACGACGACAAGAUGGCCAAAUGGAAGAUUGGCUCCAUUUCGCCUCUUGCACUCUCGCUGAGCGAAUGGGCACCUCAAGUUGUUGACAUGAGCCUCAGGUCGCAGGGCUACGAACAUAUCGCGGGUCAUCACUUCUUCGCAGAUGUUUCAGGAACAAACACGCCAACAUUCGCUUUCGACAAGCUCAGCGCACCCUUCCCCAUGACCCAAGUGGCCAAAAUAGGCAAUGUCGACGCACCAGCACACGCAUGCCCAGGCAAGAAUGGCCUACCUGCUGUUCAGUGGCUGUAUCUCCAGCACAAGGCUGGUAUCACUCAGGGAGGAAUCGACACUGUCUACCGCGUCGAGACUGCUGGUGGUAACAAGCCUGCUACUUGCAAAGGCAUGCCAGCUUCUUGGGAGGUCAAAUACGCUGCGCAAUAUUGGGUCUAUGGUCCAAAGUAG
Alternaria burnsii is the source of this 735-nucleotide messenger RNA. RefSeq lists its product as uncharacterized. The record is from RefSeq and is a predicted model, not a curated record. Bases 1 to 735 code for a protein of 244 amino acids. Lineage: Eukaryota; Fungi; Ascomycota; Dothideomycetes; Pleosporales; Pleosporaceae. The transcript has 3 exons.